Messenger RNA from Pseudomyrmex gracilis, 469 nucleotides. Its product is annotated as defensin-2-like. The coding region runs from base 40 to 336 and encodes 98 amino acids. NCBI's taxonomy places the organism in Eukaryota, Metazoa, Arthropoda, Insecta, Hymenoptera, Formicidae. Gene Ontology annotation, biological process: defense response to bacterium; humoral immune response. The transcript is spliced from 2 exons. The record is from RefSeq and is a predicted model, not a curated record.
UAAAGAAAUUCUUUUUCAAGUAAAACUUUUACGACAAUCAUGAAAGUACUACUCGCUGUUUUCGCCAUCUUCGCUGUGCUGGCUUACGCGUCCGCUAACGCAGUUGGUACUUACGACGGGCCAAUUUACGAACUAAAACCUAUCGAAGAACCGGCAAAUGAUGUAGUUGACGAAGAUGCAACAAAUUCACCUGUUCGACAGGCACGUCUGACCUGCGAUGUUUUUUCCUGGCAAUCCAAGUGGCUUUCCAUCAAUCACAGUGCAUGUGCCAUGAAAUGCUUGUUCCAGGGUCGUCGGGGCGGUCGCUGUCGCGACGGCGUCUGCGUUUGCCGUUAAAUAUCAAUCCACGCACCUUCGCUCGAAUUCCGGGUAAUCCCGAAAUGAAUCUCGUAUCCCCCGAUGUUUAUUACUAUUUUACAACUCGUUCUCUGGACAUGUAGAUAUUAUUAAAACUAAAUAUUAAAACUUG